Molecule: messenger RNA, 3081 nt
Organism: Mesoplodon densirostris (Blainville's beaked whale)
Lineage: Eukaryota; Metazoa; Chordata; Mammalia; Artiodactyla; Ziphiidae
Gene: KIF17
Product: kinesin family member 17
Exons: 15
Coding region: 1-3081 (1026 amino acids)
Biological process (GO): microtubule-based movement
Molecular function (GO): microtubule binding; ATP binding; microtubule motor activity
Source: RefSeq, a predicted model, not a curated record
AUGGCCUCGGAGUCGGUGAAGGUGGUGGUGCGCUGCCGCCCCAUGAACCAGCGGGAGCGGGAGCUGAACUGCCAGCCUGUGGUGACGGUGGACUCCGCGCGCGGCCAGUGCUUCAUCCAGAACCCGGGCGCCGUCGACCAGCCCCCCAAGCAGUUCACUUUCGACGGCGCCUACUACAUGGACCACUUUACAGAGCAGAUCUACAACGAAAUCGCCUACCCGCUGGUGGAGGGUGUCACCGAGGGCUACAACGGCACCAUCUUUGCCUACGGCCAGACAGGCAGCGGGAAGUCCUUCACCAUGCAGGGCCUGCCGGACCCACCCUGCCAAAGAGGCAUCAUCCCUAGGGCCUUCGAGCACAUUUUCGAGAGCGUCCAGUGUGCAGAGAACACCAAGUUCCUGGUCCGGGCCUCCUACCUGGAGAUCUACAAUGAAGAUGUCCGUGACCUGCUGGGCAUUGACACCAAGCAGAAGCUGGAGCUGAAGGAGCACCCGGAGAAGGGGGCGUACGUGAAGGGGCUCUCCAUGCACACAGUGCACAGUGUGGCCCAGUGCGAGCGCGUCAUGGAGACGGGCUGGAAGAACCGCUCGGUUGGCUACACCCUAAUGAACAAGGACUCCUCCCGCUCCCACUCCAUCUUCACCAUCAGCAUCGAGAUCUACGCGGUGGAUGAGCGGGGCAAGGACCACCUCCGGGCAGGCAAGCUAAACCUGGUGGACCUGGCAGGCAGCGAGCGGCAGUCCAAGACGGGUGCCACGGGGGAGCGGCUCAGGGAGGCCACCAAGAUCAACCUGUCGCUGUCGGCGCUGGGCAACGUCAUCUCGGCCCUGGUGGACGGGCGCUGCAAACACAUCCCCUACCGGGACUCGAAACUGACACGGCUGCUGCAGGACUCGCUGGGCGGCAACACCAAGACGCUGAUGGUGGCCUGCCUGUCGCCCGCUGACGACAACUACGACGAGACCCUCAGCACGCUGCGCUACGCCAACCGAGCCAAGAACAUCAAGAACAAGCCUCGCAUCAACGAGGACCCCAAGGAUGCCCUCCUGCGCGAGUACCAGGAGGAGAUCAAGAAGCUCAAGGCGAUUCUGGCUCAGCAGAUGGGCCCCAGCAACCUGUCAGCCCUGCUGAACAAUCAGGUUCCCCCAAACCCCGUCCAGAUUGAAGAAAAGCUGUUGCCCCCAUCUGUGAUCCAGCACGACACGGAGGCCGAGAAGCAGCUGAUCCGGGAGGAGUACGAAGAGCGCCUGGCCCGGCUGAGGGCCGACUAUGAGGCAGAGCAGCAGUCCAGGGCCCGGCUGGAGGAGGACAUCACCGCCCUGCGCAGCUCGUACGACGUGAAGCUGUCCACGCUGGAGGAGAACCUGCGCAAGGAGACAGAGGCUGUCCUGAAGGCAGAAGUCCUCUACAAGGCCGAGGUCACGUCCAGGGCUGAGUUCGCCAGCAGUUCUGAGUACUCACCUACUUUCCAGUACAAGAUGGCCGUGAAACCCGAGGUCUACUCCAUGCCUGACACCCUGCCCAGUGAGGGUGUCUUCAAGACUGAGGUUUCUUCCAGGUCUGAGAAACUGCCCAAGGUGGAGGCCUCCAAGUCGGAGGUUGCUCUUGGGUUUGAUGAGUCUUCCACGCUCAAAGAAAAUUUCAUCUCCACGGCUUUCCCUGGGCCCAGGGAGCCCUCCAGCCUGGAGGUCCCUGUGCCUGAGGUGGAGGCCCCGAGUGGACACUUCCUAGAUGAGGAUGUCAGCCGGGAGCCCACGGAGCCCCUGUGGGAGGAGGAGCCCUUCCUCCAGGGAGAAGAGCCCCACCUGAAGGCCCUGGAGCUACUUCCGGGCCUGCAUGACCCAUUUGCCGUGGAAGCCAAGCUGGCCAGACUUUCCUCCACGGUGGCCAGGCUGGACGUGCCCCAGGCGGACGUACCCAAGGUCACCACACAGCACCCCUCCCGGACAGAUCUGCUGGAGCCUGGUGACCUCAGGUCUGAAGCUGAGGUGGCCGACGACCACCUGCCCAGGACUGAGGUUGACCUGGGCCCGGGAGUGACCAAGGAGGUGGUGUUGGCAGCAGAGCCCAGUGUGGGAGCCGAGGGUGAAGCCCAGGUGGCCUUGGAGGCUCAGCCUCAGUCUCUGCUGGCCAUGACAACUGCGAGAAGGGACAGUAUGGAGGUGGCAGUGCUGACCGAUGACCUACUGCCCACUGUGGACCAGCAGCGGGUGCUUGCCCGCUUGCAGCUGUUGGAGCAGCAGGUGGUCGGUGGGGAGCAGGCCAAGAACAAGGACCUGAAGGAGAAGCACAGGCGGCGGAAGAGGUAUGCAGACGAGCGCAAGAAGCAGUUGGUGGCGGCCCUGCAGAACUCAGACGAGGACAGCGGGGACUGGGUGCUGCUCAACGUCUACGACUCCAUCCAGGAGGAAGUGAGGGCCAAGAGCAAGCUGCUGGAGAAGAUGCAGAGGAAGCUUCGAGCAGCAGAGGUGGAGAUCAAAGAUCUGCAGUCAGAGUUCGAGCUAGAGAAGAUCGAUUACUUGGCCACCAUCCGUCGGCAGGAACGUGACUUUAAGCUCUUCCAGCAGCUCUUGGAGCUGGUGCAGCCCCUGAUUCGCCGGGACUGUAACUAUAGCAACCUGGAGAAGAUAAGGCGCGAGUCCUGCUGGGAUGAGGAUAAUGGCUUCUGGAAGAUCCCCCAGCCCAUCAUCAUAAAAACCAGCCUCCCAGUAGCAGUUUCAACAGGGCUACAGAACAGAUCAGCCCGCAAAACCUCCACAGUGGACAACGGUGAACCAGGCACGGAAGAAGACCGCUACAGGCUGAUGCUCAGUCGGAGUGACAGCGAAAACAUUGCCAGUAACUACUUCCGGCCUAAGCGGGCCAGCCAGAUCCUCGGCACGGGUCCCAUGAAGAGCCUCGCACGUCACAGCUCGCCACCAGGCCUCAGCUCCCCACUUGGCAACAGCUCUGCCAUCCCACCCACCCAGGCCCCUGAAAUGCUCCAGCCUCGGCCCUUCCGCCUUAAGUCCCUUGACAUCCCCUUCACCAAGGCCAGGCGUAAGAAAAGCAGAAGCAGCUUUGGUGGUGAGCCUCUGUGA